Molecule: messenger RNA, 2382 nt
Organism: Cornus florida
Lineage: Eukaryota; Viridiplantae; Streptophyta; Magnoliopsida; Cornales; Cornaceae
Product: probable WRKY transcription factor 14
Exons: 3
Coding region: 147-1523 (458 amino acids)
Biological process (GO): regulation of DNA-templated transcription
Cellular component (GO): nucleus
Molecular function (GO): transcription cis-regulatory region binding; DNA-binding transcription factor activity
Source: RefSeq, a predicted model, not a curated record
AUUUUUGCUUCCUAUAAGUCUUUCAUAGAUUAAUUCAACACUUUGAACCCAUACAAGUGCAUGUCCUUUACGUCUGUUCGGUGCAAAACACACCAAACCAGCUAAAGAAAGUUAAAUGAUAUUGUACUUUGUGUUGUUCUCCAACUAUGUGUAGUUACUUAUUGCAGAGAAUGGAGAAUUAUCAAGGUGAUUUGACUGACAUGCUUCGAGCCAGCGGCGGCAGUGGAGGAGGCGGCACAGCCGGUGAACAACCACCAGUGGGCAGUGACUGGCAGUUUCCAUCCCACCCCAUGAAUUAUCCUUCAGAAAUCGAAGAACCCGUGGACGAUUUCGGCGAUCCAUUCUCCAACAUUCGAGAUCCACUUCUUCACGAGCUCAAUAUACCCAAUUCAAACUUCUUUGACAGCUCAAACAAUUCUUUGGACAUGACUAAAACAAGUCAUGUUGAAGCCUUAGGUGGUGGUGGUGGUGGUUUUAAUAGUGGUGGUGUUUUUAGUCAUCAGCAGAUUAUUGACCGUGAUGAUCAGAUAAAGAGGCCUUGUAAUGUGUUCUCAAGGAUGCUUCAGAUCUCACCGGUAUCACCCUGCGAUUCGCCGGUGGUGGCCGCCGCCGCCUCUCCGAGGGAAACCAAGGUUCCUGCCUUAGUUGCUAAUGAUCAUAUGAUUAGUGGUAACAGCUCCAAAAGUUGUUUGAUUGAACAUACUGGGAUACAGAUCUCAUCUCCGCAACAUACGGGUAUUAAAAGAAGGAAGAGCCAAGCAAAGAAGGUAGUUUGUAUACCUGCACCAGCACCUGCAAACAGCAGAUCAACUGGGGAAGUAGUUCCAUCUGACCUCUGGGCUUGGAGAAAGUAUGGUCAGAAGCCUAUCAAAGGCUCUCCUUAUCCAAGGGGAUAUUACAGAUGCAGUAGCUCCAAGGGUUGUUCUGCAAGGAAACAAGUCGAACGGAGCCGGACUGACCCUAAUAUGUUGGUCAUCACAUACACUUCUGAACAUAACCAUCCAUGGCCAACCCAGAGAAAUGCUCUAGCUGGUUCUACUAGGUCCCAACCAUCAAAGAGCAAUGCAGCUUCAAAGAAUUUACCAGCAUCUCAAACUCAAAAGACAACAAGAAGCUUGAAGGAAGAAGAAAAGGAGUCCAAUUAUACUACUCAUGAAAAUAAUGUAUCAUCAUCCACUAAUAUCACUGCAAAUUCCACAAAUACAGGUUCAUCUGUGAAAGAGGAGAUGGAAGACCUUGAUAAGCAAAUAGAAAUGGAUGAUGAUGAGUUCAGUACUGAAGGGUUUAUUCAGAGUUACAGGCCGGCAUUGCCAGACUACUCCUCCAACCAAUGUGAGGACUUCUUUGCAGAUUUAGGAGAAAUAGAGGCUGACCCUCUAAACCUCUUGUUCACCCAAGCAUUCACAGCAGAUGAGGAGAGAGAAAACAACAAGGCCUUGGAUCCAUUCAGUCUCUUUGAUUGGACAGCAAGCAACAACAAUAACACUUCAAUUGAUCAUCAAGAAGCUAAGAGGGGUUUGUAGAAAAGACCUUGAAACAUGCAUUAACAGAAUCCCCCACUAAAACACAGACUCUUAUAUAGUUGGUGUUUGUUUUUUUCUGGUGCAAUUUCAUUCAAUUAAGGUCAUUUUAUAUAAGCCUUCCCAUUGUAGUUUGAGCUUUCAUGUCACGAAGUUUGAGCAUGGAUCCUCUAUUGUAAUAACACUGUGCUGUACAGCAGGAUAUAUAACUCAGAUUGCUCACACAUUUGAAGUGUUCACUGUUCUAUACAGCAUAAGCAGGAGACGACUUAAAUUGCUUGCACGUUUGGAGCGCUCACACGUAUAGAUGAUCACAACAGUCAUCUACUGUACCACCCGAUACUGUUACAUGGAAAGGUCCCAACUAGGGAAGUUUUUAAAGUUGUUACUCCCUUUUUUAUUGUCAUUUAUGAAAAGAGGCAGGAGAGAUUAGGAAAGAAGAGAAAGAGAGUGUUGGUUAAUUGGGAGCAGACUCAUGAGUCCCACAUUCCCUUGGAAUAUUAGUGGAUGGGACAGAAAGCUAAGGAACAGAAGGGUUGAACAGUGAAAACAAGUACAUCUCUGAGACACGAUUGAAAGCUCAGUGAGAAGAUUGAUGAAAGAUGAGACACACACACACUCUCAUCCCUUAUAGAGUGGGAAAAAUUAUUCAAUUGCAAAGUUUGUCCCUUUCUGAUCAUGUGAGUAUGUCAAAAAUUAAAAACCAUGCUUUAUUUGCUUUGAUAAGCUAAAAGAAAAAGAAAAGAUAACGACUACCAUGGAAGAUGACAAGUGAAAGUGGGGGAUGAAAAAAAUAUUAUAAAAAUCUUGACUUUUCAUAUCAAUCUUCUAGGGAUGUGUAAAAGGGCAUACAAAAGCUUUG